UGACGAAGGGCUCUGUGCGCCCCACGGCUGCCCCAUGGCUGCCCCACAGCUCCCGCGCCUCCUCCUGCUCGGCCUCCUGCUCAGCCCCGGUUGGGGGCAGCGGAUCUUGGGGGGGGCGCCGUGUGCCCCCCGCGCCCACGCGGGCCUCGCCCAGCUCUACCAGUUCGACCAGUACCAGUGCGGGGGGGUCAUACUGGGAACCCAGUGGGUGCUCAGCGCUGCCCACUGCCGCACCAGUCCGGCGCAGGUCUUGGUCGGUGUCCGCGACCGCCGGAGCCCUUCGGGAGAGGAACAGUUCGCGGCGGCCGUGGAGGUCAUCGUCCACCCGGAAUUCGGCGCCGGAGGCUCCGUCGGCCACGAUCUGAUGGUGCUCCGCGUGGAACCGCCGCUGCGCCUCAGCGCCUCCGUCCAAGCGGUGCUCCUCCCGGGAAGAGCCACCACCACCGCGGACCACUGCACCGUCAUGGGAUGGGGGACCACCAGCAGCCCCGGGGAGUCCUUCCCGGACCUUCCGCAGUGUCUGAACGUCACCGUGAGGGACCUCCAGGAGUGUCAGAAGAUCUACGGCCCCAAAGUCACCGAGGACAUGUUGUGCGCCGGCUCCGACCGGGCGGGAGAGGACUCCUGCCAGGGUGACUCCGGAGGUCCCCUCAUCUGCUCGGGGGUCCUUCAAGGCAUCGUCUCUUGGGGUGAGCACCCGUGCGGCCAAGCGGGGAAGCCCGGAGUCUACAGCCAAGUCUACAGUGACCUCGCGUGGAUCCUGGAGACCAUCGGGAACCCCUGAGACCUUCUCAGCUCCUCAAGGAACCCCCUGACCCCACCCGAGCUCCAGAAGAGCCACCAGGGGUGGAGGGACCUCCUCCGUCUUGGGUGGAUUGAGGCCAUCAAGGACCAAAGAACCCCAUGAAGGACCAAAGAACCUCACGAAGGACCAAAAAACCCCAUGAAGGACC
This is a messenger RNA of Cuculus canorus (common cuckoo), 953 nucleotides long. Its product is annotated as kallikrein-8-like. Gene Ontology annotation, biological process: proteolysis. The transcript has 5 exons. The record is from RefSeq and is a predicted model, not a curated record. Bases 35 to 784 code for a protein of 249 amino acids. Gene Ontology annotation, molecular function: serine-type endopeptidase activity. Lineage: Eukaryota; Metazoa; Chordata; Aves; Cuculiformes; Cuculidae.